This is a messenger RNA of Acipenser ruthenus (sterlet), 1532 nucleotides long. Its product is annotated as protein FAM107B-like. The record is from RefSeq and is a predicted model, not a curated record. Bases 287 to 682 code for a protein of 131 amino acids. The transcript is spliced from 4 exons. NCBI's taxonomy places the organism in Eukaryota, Metazoa, Chordata, Actinopteri, Acipenseriformes, Acipenseridae.
CUACUACGUGACUCAAUUAUUGAAUCAACGGGGCCACCCUCCCCACUCCUCAAGCACUGGUAAUGCAUUUCGUGGGGAUGUCUCAUCUUCUUCAGAGCGGCUCGCAAGAAAAGGGAGAGUUUAUGACCAGGCACACCUCAGUAAAGAUUAAAACGGAGUAAACAAGCCUUCUUCCUGAAACAAGAAAACUGCUUUCUCCACAGAGCAGCAUCAUUCUCAGGAAUAAGAUAACGGUAUUGAAACAGCAGAGCUGACUGAAGGGCUCACCCCAGCUGUAAGGAGCAUCAUGGCAGACCCUGACUAUGAUGAUGACAGCGAUGAAUUGGUUAAACCCAAAAAGCUCAUCAAUCCAGUGAAAACCUCCAGGAACCACCAGGAUCUUCACAGGGAGCUCCUCAUGAAUCAGAAAAGGGGCCUCGCUAUUCAAAACAAACCUGAACUGCAGAAGGUCAUGGAGAGGAGGAAGAGGGAUCAGGUUGUGAAAGAGAAGGAGGAGGAGGCGGUGAAGAAGAUGAGCGCCCUGGAGAUCGAGCUCAUGAAGAGGCAACAGAAACUGGAGCAGAUUGAACUUGAUAAACAAAAAAAUGAAGAAGAGCAGGAGAAUGCUCCUGAGUUUGUCAAGAUGAAAGGUAACCUGAGGAGGACAAAACAAGAAGCUGAGAGACUUGAACACAAUAGCUAAAUUCAACCGCACAGUCUAUGGCACAUCUAGAGAACUACAUUUCUACAGGUUUUGUAUCCCUACAACCAACAAAGAGACGUUAUCUUUGUAGAGACCCAAGCACCUUUGCAGUGUUGUGAGGCUUAGCAGUAUUUACUUCUUUAAUAUCAUUGGAGACAGGCAGUAACGCAAAGACCAGUAUAUCAACAUGCAUACAUUUCAGUUGAAACUGAAGUUUGUUCCGUUGUGAAAGAACUUGGAACUUUUAACAGAUGCAAAAUGAAGCCAGGGAAUGCUACUUUUUUCAAUUUAAGAUUGGAAACUUGGACACUGGAUGAACCUUUGGAGCUGCACUAAAGUGUUGAAAAGCCAGGCUCCGUGCAGAUAUCAUAAUAUUAUUUAUGUAUUUUUGCAAUCAGUCAUAGGAGUUUAAAUAUGUGUAGAGUUUUCUUUCCUUUUUUUAUGUCAUUUUUUGUAAACUAAAUUCCAGAAGUUAAUUGGAACUGAAGGGGGGAACUGCUUGGCUGUGCAGUAAACUUGUUUUUAUUAUUAUUAUUUUUAUUUUAUUUUUUUAAUUUGGUUGUUUUAAGUUAUGUGAGAAGUCCAGGUGUGGGUGUCUUUCAUUUUUUUUCUUCUAAUAGGUCAAAGUUUUACCCAUGCCAAUAUUUCUGUCCACAGAUGUUAUGGAAAUGAAAGAUUUGCGCUGAUAAUUUAAUGAUAUAUAGUGACAUUUUAUGACAAUGCAGUUAAAAGGGGACACAGAUUUGAGUUUCCCUAUUAUAUCUAGCAUUCACUAACUUGCAUUUUUUUUCUGAUUUUCUGAAUGCAACAAUGUCUUUAAAUAAAGAUGACCAUAAUUUACAGGAAUAAA